Molecule: messenger RNA, 729 nt
Organism: Agrilus planipennis (emerald ash borer)
Lineage: Eukaryota; Metazoa; Arthropoda; Insecta; Coleoptera; Buprestidae
Exons: 2
Coding region: 1-729 (242 amino acids)
Source: RefSeq, a predicted model, not a curated record
AUGGCAGUUCCAACAGUUCAACUUGUUGUGAUCUCUUUGUUGAUGACUGAGUUUGGAAUCGCCGCAGGAGAUGUGCAUAUUGUUCAUAGAGUUAGAAAAUGCAUUGGGAAAGAUUAUUCAAUGGUAUGCAUCAAGGAAGAGCUUUUGGAUAUCUUGAAUCAAACGGUAAUGAGUCAUGAGUCGUUCCGGCUAGGAAAUUGGAUGGAAAUCGAGAGGGAUCCCGAAUAUGUUGCUAAUCAUAUUGACGAAGAUUUACCAACCAAUAUGGAAAAAAGGGAUGAAAAAUUGACAGAAUUACUUUACAGAAAAGCCGAAGAGUACUUUGAAUCAAGAUCUCUUAGACUUCACCUCGCAGAUGUUAUUGAAGGUCGAAAAAAGAAAGGAGGAGGUGGAGGAGGUAAGAUGGCUUUGGUGGCAAUGGCAGCCACCAUGAUGGCACAAGGCAUGAUGACUGGAAAAACAGCAAUGGUGGCGGUAAUUGCUUUGGUCUUAGCAAAAAUGGCAAUGAUGAUGUGCGGUGUAACCAUGAUGAAGAAGAUGAUGUCAGGGGGAGAAACGCAACAUAUAGUUUAUACUGCCGAUCUCGGGGGUGGUGGAGGUGGUGGUGGAUACGGUUCUGGUGGAGGAUGGGGAAGAAGCUUGCUGAUUCCAUCAAACCAUGAAAUUGUUUAUAGAGCCCAUACGCCAUCGAGUUUACAAGAAAAUCAGUAUCCAAUAAUUACACCUUAA